Molecule: messenger RNA, 3920 nt
Organism: Megalops cyprinoides (Indo-Pacific tarpon)
Lineage: Eukaryota; Metazoa; Chordata; Actinopteri; Elopiformes; Megalopidae
Gene: adcy2b
Product: adenylate cyclase 2b (brain)
Exons: 25
Coding region: 13-3420 (1135 amino acids)
Biological process (GO): adenylate cyclase-inhibiting G protein-coupled receptor signaling pathway; cAMP biosynthetic process; intracellular signal transduction
Cellular component (GO): plasma membrane
Molecular function (GO): adenylate cyclase activity
Source: RefSeq, a predicted model, not a curated record
GUUGCCUGGACAAUGCUGCGGUGUGCAUCUCCUGCGCUCCCGCCCGCGUGCGGGACCCGUGCAGCCGCGCUGCAUCUGAAGGAGCUGGCGGAGGGGGACGGCGGCCGGGGGGACGACGGGCCGGUCUCUGCGUGGGGCAAGGCGAUGCGCGGGAGACGCUACCUGCUGGAGAGGCCAGAGAGUGGCGGCGGCGGCGGCGGGGUGUUGGGGGGGAAGCAGAAGUCCACCGACUGGCUGUACGAGUCCUACUACUGCAUGAGCCAGCAGCACCCGCUCAUCGUGUUCCUGCUGCUCAUAGUGAUGGGAGCCUGCCUGGCUCUGCUGGCCGUGUUCUUCGCCUCUGGGCUGGAUAUCGAAGACCACAUGGCGUUCUUGAUCACCGUCCCCACGGCUCUGGCGAUUUUUCUAACGAUCUUCGUUCUGGUCUGCAUUGAAUCAAUCUUCAAGAAGCUCCUGCGUCUUUUCUCCCUGGUGAUCUGGGGCUGCCUGGUUGCCAUGGGUUACCUGUUUAUGUUUUUUGGAGGCAUCAUCUGUCCCUGGGACCAGGUCUCCUUCUUCCUCUUCAUCAUCUUCGUGGUGUACACCAUGCUGCCCUUUUCCAUGCGGGACGCCGUCAUCGCCAGCGUGCUGACCUCGCUCUCCCACACCGUCGUGCUCAGCGCCUGCCUGUCCGUCACCGCCGACACCAUGGAGCCCCUGGUGUGGCAGAUUUUGGCCAAUGCUAUCAUCUUCAUCUGCGGUAACAUGGCUGGAGCUUAUCACAAACACCUUAUGGAUCUGGCACUCAAGCAAACCUACCAGGACACCUGCAACUGCAUCAAAUCCCCCAUCAAGUUGGAGUUUGAAAAACAUCAACAGGAACGUCUGUUGCUGUCCUUGCUCCCGGCCCACAUUGCGAGGGUGAUGAAGGCUGAGAUCAUCCAGAGGCUGAAAGGCCCGAACUUCGGCCAGGCGGAGAACACCAACAACUUCCACAACCUCUACGUGCAAAGGCACACCAAUGUCAGUAUUCUGUAUGCGGAUAUUGUGGGAUUCACCCGCCUGGCCAGUGACUGCUCCCCAGGAGAGCUGGUCUACAUGCUGAACGAACUCUUUGGCAAAUUCGAUCAGAUCGCAAAGGAGAAUGAGUGCAUGAGGAUUAAAAUUCUUGGCGACUGCUACUACUGUGUGUCAGGCCUUCCAGAGUCUCUGCCAAACCACGCCAAAAACUGUGUGAAAAUGGGACUGGACAUGUGCGAAGCUAUAAAGAAGGUGCGGGAUGCCACUGGAGUAGACAUUAACAUGAGAGUUGGAGUGCAUUCUGGGAAUGUCCUGUGUGGCGUCAUUGGACUUCAGAAAUGGCAAUAUGAUGUUUGGUCACAUGACGUCACACUGGCCAAUCACAUGGAGGCUGGCGGCGUGCCUGGGCGAGUCCACAUCUCUUCUGUAACCCUGGAGCACCUGAACGGGGCAUACAAAGUUGAGGAGGGGCACGGACAAAACCGGGACCCCUACCUGAAGGAGCACGGCAUUGUCACUUACCUGGUCAUCAACCCCAAAGCGGAGAGGCGCAGCCCGCAGCUCCAGUGCAGGCCCAGGCACACGCUGGACGGGGCCAAGAUGAGGGCGUCAGUCCGGAUGACGCGCUACCUGGAGUCCUGGGGGGCGGCCAAGCCCUUUGCCAACCUCCACCACCGGGACAGCAUGACCACCGAGAACGGCAAGAUCAACACCGCGGAUGUGCCAAUGGGGCAGUACCAUUUUCAGCGACGUACAGAAAGAAAAUCCCAGAGGAAGAGAUUUGAGGAGGAGCUGAAUGAGCGGAUGAUUAGAACCAUCGAUGGCAUCAACUCCCAGAAGCAAUGGCUUAAAUCAGAAGAUAUUCAAAGGAUAUCCCUGUUCUUUCACAAUAAGACAUUGGAGAAGGAGUACAGAGCAACUACUUUGCCAGCUUUCAAGUAUUACGUCACCUGCGCUUGCCUGAUAUUUUUCUGCAUCUUCAUAGUGCAGAUUCUGGUCUUGCCAAAAACCGCGGUCUUGGGAAUCUCAUUCGGGAUGGCCUUCCUCUUGCUGUCCAUGAUCCUGCUAAUCUGUUUCGCAGGCCAUCUCUUGCAAUGCAGCAAAUCCGCCUCCACUUCCCUGCUUUGGGUCCUGAGCUCGUCCAGAAUCAUUGCCAACAAACCCUGGCCACGGCUCACCCUCACCAUGACAACCACCACACUCAUAUUAGUAAUGGCUGUGUUCAAUAUGUUCUUCUUAGAAGACAGUGUGAUUUCUGCAGCUUCCAAUACCUCCAAUGAAACACUGUAUGAACACAAUGGCCAAGCCCUGCAUUUCACUGGGAAAAAUAAUUUCUAUCUUCCGUAUUUCAUAUACAGUUGCAUUCUGGGACUAGUCUCCUGCUCAGUGUUCUUGAGGAUCAACUAUGAGCUGAAGAUGGUGAUCAUGCUGGCCGCUGUGGUGGGCUACAACACCAUCAUCCUCCAGACACACGCCCCUGUUCUGGACGAGUACAGCACAUUCCUCUACAAAACCCAGAGUCUGGACAGGCCAGGAGUUCUGAAAGACCUGAAGACAAUGGGAUCUGUCUCCCUUUUCAUAUUCUUCAUCACUCUACUCGUUUUGGCGAGACAGAAUGAAUAUUACUGUAGGUUAGACUUCCUGUGGAGAAACAAGUUCAAGAGGGAGUGUGAGGAGAUCGAGACCAUGGAGAACCUCAACCGGGUUCUGCUAGAGAAUGUUCUGCCUGCCCACGUUGCGGAACACUUCCUGGCCCGCAACUGGAAGAAUGAGGAUUUAUACCACCAGUCAUAUGACCUGGUCUGCGUCAUGUUUGCCUCCAUUCCAGACUUCAAGGAGUUUUACACAGAGUCAGAUGUCAACAAAGAGGGCUUGGAAUGCCUCAGACUCCUCAAUGAGAUAAUUGCAGAUUUUGAUGAGCUACUGUCCAAGCCCAAGUUCAGCGGGGUGGAAAAGAUCAAGACCAUAGGCAGCACCUAUAUGGCUGCCACAGGCCUGAAUGCAACACCGGGGCCAGAGUACACACAGGAACAUGACAGACAGUACAUGCACAUUGGCACGAUGGUAGAGUUUGCCUUCGCACUGGUGGGAAAACUCGAUGUCAUCAAUAAACAUUCCUUCAAUGACUUCAAACUAAGAGUCGGUAUCAAUCAUGGACCUGUGAUUGCCGGGGUGAUUGGUGCCCAGAAGCCUCAGUAUGACAUCUGGGGAAACACGGUGAAUGUAGCCAGCAGGAUGGACAGCACUGGGGUUCUGGGUAAAAUACAGGUCACCGAGGAGACGAGUCGCAUCCUCCAGACCCUGGGGUACAUGUGCUCUUGCAGAGGAAUUAUCAACGUCAAGGGGAAAGGAGAGCUGAAAACCUUCUUUGUGCACACAGAGAUGACCAGGUCUCUCUCGCAAGGGAAUGUAAUGCCUUGAACAUCGAGCACAAAAUCGGGACCGCGACUGGCUAACCACUUGACCGCGGCAAAGACGUCACGGGGCCAUCUCAUCCGAACCACAGAAUACAUCUGUAAAUAGCUCCACCUUGUCCGUAGAUGAUCGAGAUCUUGGAUGGAUUUAUUUACAGUGCAAGUUACAAGUGGUGCCGUGUCUCCAUCUUAUGAACUGGGUUGUGUGCAGCACAGGUAUUUUAAGUACAUUAGGGGCAGUUUUGUAAGAAAAAAAAAUAAACAAAAAAGUGUUUUGAUGUUUUACUGGCAUUGUUUUGUAAAACUUAUUCAUUAAAAGUUUGUACAUAUGACCUACGUUGCCUUCUUGUUUUGUGUUUUGAAGCCAAAAGUUGAUUGGCUUUUGAAAGGAUUUACCAUGCCAUGUAUGAUUUUGAAUGGGAUUGAAAUUCAAAUCUUAAUCUGAAAAACAAGCAAUACAAAAGUCUCAGAAUAAGAAUUCACGGAGAAGGACACUCAUUAAUUCAU